Molecule: messenger RNA, 1722 nt
Organism: Lasiosphaeria miniovina
Lineage: Eukaryota; Fungi; Ascomycota; Sordariomycetes; Sordariales; Lasiosphaeriaceae
Product: putative ethylene-forming enzyme
Exons: 4
Coding region: 254-1570 (438 amino acids)
Molecular function (GO): 2-oxoglutarate-dependent dioxygenase activity
Source: RefSeq, a predicted model, not a curated record
CUUCAAGACACAAUGGCAACUACACGACAGCAUCUAAUAGGACGGAUCCCCCGUGGUUGCCUCCGAACAGAGGCCGACCUAAGCGGACAAUGAUGAUUGUGACAGGAUAAAAAGGAGAAAACCUCCUCCAACAUCACACACCGUACUCUGCACAUUCUCUGCUCACCCGCAGCUCUUGGUACUUGUUCCAACACACGACAGAUCUACGCCGCCGUUACGCCCGCCGCCACUGUGAACAUUUCCAAGACCAAAGAUGCAGAGCAUUCUGCCUCGUUCGAUCCCAGUCCUCGGCCGACAGGCCCUGAGUGGCAAAGCCAUGCUGAGCACAGUGACACAUGGCCCCGGACUCUUUGGGAUCGCUAUGCCGUUCGGGUUCAAUGCCAAGACAGCCCAGCUCACUACACUCAAGUCCCGGGAGCGUGGACCCCCGUCGAGCAUUGACGGCUGUCUAGCCAAGACGAUGCCGCCCGGAUUCAAGGCCCAAGUCGCCAAUCUCGACACCUUCAAACUGCCGGAGCGUGUCACGGGGACGGCCGGCGACGUGAAACUUGGCCAGGCUCUCGUUAGAGCGUGGCGCCAAGAUGGCAUUGUCCAGAUUGCUAUGAGCGACAAGCACAUGUCGCUUUGGCAAGACGCCAAACUAGCCAGUCGUCAGUUCUUCAGAAAGCAGCACAGCGAGAAAGCGGUCUGUGUUGACUCGCAGAGUUACGCAGGCUACAUCGCGUCGGGAGAGGAGGUGACAGACGGCAUUGCCGACUACUCGGAGAUUUUUACCAUCACCAGGGACCUGGAUCCGUCGGAUCCCCGUGUCCGUGCGAAGUGGCCGUGCCAUGGUCCUUGCCCCUGGCCCGAUGUCGACAUGAAAGAGCCAAUGGUGCGUUACAAUGAAAGCCUCGGCGCUGAGGGCGAGAGGUUGCUCCAGCUCGCCGAGCUUGGCCUGGGGGUAUCGCCGGGAUCCCUGACACGCUACACCCGCGAUGGGUGGCACCACACACGCGUCCUCCGAUUUCCCCCGCGAAAUGCCACCAAUGGCAAAGGCAAGGAGGGUCGGGGCAUUGGCUCUCACACAGACUACGGCCUGCUCGUGAUUUCUGCGCAAGACGAUGUGGGAGGUCUCUUCGUUCGCCGUCCCGACCAGAGGGAGAGGUUUGCAAACUGGGAAAAGAGUGCGGCUGGUCUGAAGGAAGAUGACGACGGUUGGAUCUACAUCCCUCCAGUAGAAGGAGUGCAUACUGUAAUUCUCGGAGAUAUGAUGCAGUACCUCACCAACGACUUUCUCACCGCCACACCGCACAAGGUCGGCCUCAAUACGCGAGAACGGUUCGCGCUUGCCUACUUCCACGAGCCCAGCUUUCAAGCCGUCUUGAAGCCUCUCGACAAGGUCUCUGGGGGCAUGCGGCUCGGCCGGAGCAAGGAGCAGGAGGGCAUUCACUAUGGAACCCACUUCACCAACAUGUUCAUGCGCAACUAUCCCGAUCGGGUCACGACGAAGCGUCUCAUAGCAGAGGAUAGAUACUGUCUCCUAUCGACGCCGGAGAUGCGCACUAUGGGGGCCGCCCCGGCAUCGUAGGUUUUAUUUUGUGUUUUGGGCAUUGCGUCAGUAGUGUAUGUGUGUCUCGUAUCCGUGGCUCGAACACGGCAUGAUAUCGGCGUUAUCGGGGACUGACUGUCUGAGCGGGACUGCAAAGUUGUAAGUGCUUUGGUCAGGUGCAUUAGCGUUGC